UGACAAUCACUAUGUACAUAGAGACGCGCUAGGGCGAUCGUUUAGGGAGGGUGCUCAGUUGGUCAUUUUCUCUCGUCCGAUUUCGUCGUAGCUCAGUCAUAACGCAACAGACAUGGCUGAUCAGGAGAAGAGAGGAGUUUUUAUUGCUAAUGGGAUUAUUUCAGGAUUGGUGCUGGCAUGUGGUACUGUUUUCAGCGCCUUGAUGGGCGUUUACUUUGACAGUCUCUUCAAGGAAGUGUCCAAUUUCACAGGCUUUGCAUAUCUCCCAGUGUGGAGCUUAGGCUUCGGUUACAUAGUACCAGGCCUUAUUGGGCUCCUAGCAACCUGCUGCCGGGCAAAAGGAGGCUACAUCACCCAGAUGGUGUUCUGCAUCCUUACUCUACUGGCCAUGGGGAUCUUCGUCGUCAUAGCCGGACUAGCAUUAACUGGUAUCAGUUAUGCCAACGCUUCCUGCGACUCCUCGUUUGACGAUGUCUGUACUGACAUUGCCGGGAGAUUCUUCGCUGUUCUCUACAGCAUCAUGGUCAGCAUGAUCCUUGGCUGGGUCCUCACACUGGUCAUCACAAUACUCGGCGGCGUGCUGGCCUGCCGACCACAGACCACCCCGGAAAUGGUGAUGGUGCCCAUGGCCCAGGUCUCCGUCUUAAGUGGCAAUCAUUCGCAGUACACCGGCGUCGCACCCUCCAUGGUAACACCAGCUACAAACGAAGGAUUUCACGCCGAAAAAUACUAGCUCUUCUGCUUUAGGUACAAGAGCCUACUAUGGACUGAGCUAUAUCUCCAAACGAUCUUCACCAAUUUAUGACAUGAAUGACGGGUGUAACAUUAUCCAUGGAAGUUAUACAGAAUGAACGUCUAGCAGUAAUUGCUGGAGAUAGCUGUAACAAACAUUGAAAAAUAUACCAUGACACAUUAGUCUCCUGUAUUCUGAUUGGUCCGUCAGAGGUAUCAAAUCUACUUUAGUCCAUGAGCUUACCAUGAAAGAGAAUAUUACUAGUUCGCAAAUCCGCCCGUUUGACAAUUACUUUAUUUCUUUGACGUUGCUAAGUAACGCGUUGAAGUUCCUACAAUAUUUGCAGAAAAAUGUGGCGGCAUAUUUCAGGUGGAAAACAUAACAACAAAAUAAUUAGAGUAUAUUAUAAUAUUCAGCAAGAUCAACGUGGAUUUAAAUUUUGGGGGCUACCCUGUCACGUACUGUCACGUCAUGUUAACCGCGUCACAAUACUUAGACUUCCCAUCUGAAGAACUUUAUGACGUCAUAAUAGGGAUGUGCACUUUAGAACAAAACAGUACUAAGAUCGCUCCAUUUAUUCCAAGGAUGUCAGUUUGAAUAAUGCCAAAUUGAUGUUUUGUGUCUUAUUGAAGCAUAAAAUAGUCUAAAAUAAUUGGUUUGAGUACAUGAAGCACAUCUAUGUGCAGACGCUGAAUUUGCCUUUUCAUCCAACUGAAAAUAUUAGUCUCAACUGAUGUCACUUAUCCGCUAUGACCGAAGAGUUUGAGUGAGUUUUGACAUUGUGCCGUGGUAGAAUGGAGAUAAACCAAAUGUGUUUUCAAUGUUGGGGUUUCGACCUUAAAUUCAAAUGUCUUUCAAAUUACUCCCAUGCUUGUCGUAGGAGGCGACUAAUGGGAUCGGGCUGUCAGGCUCGCUGACUUGAAUCGAUGCUCAUUAUAUCAAUCAUUGUAUUGUCUGGUCCAGAUUCGAUUAUUUACAGACCGCCGUCAUAUAACUGGAAUAUUUAUGAGUGUGGCGUUAAACAACAAACAAGCAAAUCAAAUGAAAUUUCCAGAUACAUGUAUCGAGUCUACGUUCGAAAGCUCCAACUUGAAAACACACAAGGUUUAACUUCUAAAUUCAUGGGAGUGGCUGCUGUGAUCCAAUUGCUUGAAACCCUUGUCAAAUAAGUAAUUUCUUCUCAAUCCCAAAUACUGAUAACAUUUGUAUUUUACAAUGUCGUUAACACGAUGUGUUUUCAGAUUUACGGGUGUUAUUGAGUGUUCGAUGCCGACACUAUUGACAUUUAUUUACCAAGACAGGGUAACAACAGGUACCAUCUUUUAACGUCUUUUGGUAUGACGCGGCUGGGGAUCGAACCCCGGACCUUCCGCUCUCCGGGCGGACGCUCUACCAGUAGACCACGGAGGCGGUUUCCUCAAAUCAGGAGAUUGCUUGUGUCUUAAGACAACUGGAUUUCAGGGUCAGAAUAUGUCAAUCACACCAAAGUUUGUCACAAGGGGCGACCAAACUAAAGAUGGAAUGUGCACAAUGUGUGGUCUGAUGUACAGUCUUUCAUUGUAACCUAUGGGAUGCAUCACUGUCGUUGUUCAUACUGUCAACCAUUGUUUUGUCUGUCAGAGAUUUUAUUAUUCACAGGCUGUAAUAUUCUUGACAAUAAACAAAACCCAAUCACUGAUGUCUGUAUACA
Haliotis rufescens (red abalone) is the source of this 2423-nucleotide messenger RNA. RefSeq lists its product as uncharacterized. Lineage: Eukaryota; Metazoa; Mollusca; Gastropoda; Lepetellida; Haliotidae. The record is from RefSeq and is a predicted model, not a curated record. The transcript has 6 exons. The coding region runs from base 113 to 733 and encodes 206 amino acids.